ACCGAGCCUGGAACGCCCACCCUCCGCUCCUCUGCACCCGGCUCCAAUCUGUUUGCGUGGCCGGGCUACAUCGACCUCACCCAUAUUUCGGACGAGAUUACAGGGGAAAUUGCAGUUCUCCUAUUCGGCAUCCCACUAGGAAAAAAAGGCCCUUUCUAGGUCGUGAUGGCUCUGCCCAGGACCCAGUCCUUGCUUCUGCUCUUGGUCCUGGCCUUGCUGGGGCUAGAGCUCGUGCAGCCCUCCUAUGGACAGGAUCGAAUGUACCAGCGGUUCCUGUGGCAGCAUGUUGACUCUCAGCAGACCGGAGGCAGUGACAGCUACUGCAACCUGAUGAUGCAGAGACGGAAGAUGACUUCUCAUCAUUGCAAACGCUUCAACACCUUCAUCCACGAAGACAUCUGGAACAUUCGUAGCAUCUGCAGUACUGCCAGUAUCCAGUGCAAGAAUGGCCAGAUGAACUGUCACGAGGGUGUACUGAAGGUCACAGACUGCAGAGAGACAGGGAGCUCUAGGGCUCCCAACUGCAGAUACAGGGCCAGUGUCAGCACCAGGCGGGUUGUCAUUGCCUGCGAGGGUAACCCAGAGGUCCCGGUGCACUUUGACAGAUAGAUAGAUGCCACCCUGCAGCUGCUACAGCUAGUAACUGCAGUUGGCCUUGGAGGAAGUGACAAUAGCAAUGAGGGAUGCAUCGAAGGCCUCGGGCUUUGUUCCCAUUGCUCAUGCCGUAUACCCAUGUAUACCCUAUAUAUCCCAUUGUAUUGAAUGGAGAGGAGGGAAACCUCUCCUCACAGCCUGACUCCCAGAGUAUCCUCUGACGCUUGCAUCACAUGUAUUUAGACAGUAUUACAACUGUCACAAAGUGCCUUCUUAGUUUAAUCUGUCUCAUUCCAGUGCCCUAACCCCCUACCCCAUGCCUAUUCUGCUACGUUAUUCAGACUUUUAGAGUUAAAGAUUUUGAAGACCAUGAAAACAUUGGAAAUUCUCAGAUAAAAAUCCAACUGAGGGCUGGAGAGAUGGCUCAGAGGUUUAGAGCACUGGCUGCUCUUCCAGAGGUUCUGAGUUCAAUUCCCAGCAACCACAUGAUGGCUCACAACCGUCUGUAAUGAGGUCUGGUGCCUCUUCUUCUGACCCACAGGCAGACAUGCAGACAGAGUAGUGUAUGCAUAAUAAAUAAAAAAAUUUAAAAAAGAAUUUGGAAAUUACAUGCCAACAAAUUAAAAGAUACGAGUUGUUUGAUAUUAAUUAUGGUUUGUGGCUACUAAGAUUUUUAAAAUGCUAUAUCAAAAAAGAUAGUAGGUCACCAAGAUUUUUUACUCUCCUUAAUUGAAAGAUUUUCUGUAUGUUCCUUAUAAUAAAGAGGUAUCAGCUGAA
Alexandromys fortis (reed vole) is the source of this 1371-nucleotide messenger RNA. It is a transcript of the gene Rnase4, whose product is annotated as ribonuclease A family member 4. Gene Ontology annotation, biological process: defense response to Gram-positive bacterium. Bases 166 to 609 code for a protein of 147 amino acids. The record is from RefSeq and is a predicted model, not a curated record. The transcript is spliced from 2 exons. Gene Ontology annotation, molecular function: RNA nuclease activity; nucleic acid binding. NCBI's taxonomy places the organism in Eukaryota, Metazoa, Chordata, Mammalia, Rodentia, Cricetidae.